This is a messenger RNA of Acanthopagrus latus (yellowfin seabream), 1314 nucleotides long. RefSeq lists its product as uncharacterized. Lineage: Eukaryota; Metazoa; Chordata; Actinopteri; Spariformes; Sparidae. Bases 627 to 1220 code for a protein of 197 amino acids. The transcript has 5 exons. The record is from RefSeq and is a predicted model, not a curated record.
GAGCAUGUUUCCAUCUUUGAUGAGGUCUUUUAUAAACCUGUUGGUGCGCUCCAGCUCUAUCUCAUGGCACUGCAGUCGCUCUCUGAACUCCGGACUGUCCAGGAAAGAAUCACUAAACUCCAGCGUCGGCAGACCCAUUGAUAAAUGAAUGCACACAGUCGAUUGUUAGAAAACUCAAGUAAGCGUCGUUAUCGCUCCAAAACAGUGAAAUUCAAGUGAGAAAAGAGCGUUUCAAAGUCCUUGGAGAAAGUUUCUUCAGAAGUUUCUCCCAGCUCCCCUUUUUUCAUGCCUUUCUCUCACUUUUUUCCCCUCAGAACUUCCGGACACUGGAGCACAGCAGAGUUUCUGACACAGAGAGUUUAGCUAGCGCUACACGACGAGCUCUACGCUGCUUCUCUCGCCUUUAAAAAAACAAACAAACAAAAAACUGUUUAUACUACAAGUCUUGGCGGGUUUCUAGUUGUCUCAGGAAACACUACUGGUCACGAAAACACCGCCGAAGAGCUCAAAGUUGGACGUGUGAAAGUUGUCGGCGGAGGUUGUGUUGCUAACUCUGUCUACAUACUACUCUGAAUGAAGACAGACAGGUUGGUGUUGCCGGUGAUGCCAGUGAGCAGACAGACAGCAUGUUCAUCACAAAUACCAACCUACGACACCCCAGGCGUCACGCUGAACAGUUUCUGCCCAGUCGACCCUUCAGGGGAGAGCCGCCGUCAGUGGCAGGAUUUCUCCUCUACCCAGACACUCCUGCUAAGAUGGAAACAACAUCACAAGAAGCUUUCUGCUUUCGACCCGUCCCACAACCAGACAGAGGCAAAGGAGGCCAUGUCACCCAGAACACACAGCAGCAGUCCCACCGCUCUCAUCUCACAUCCUCGAGACAAACAGGAAGAGGAAACAGCAGCGGGGACAGUGAAGCAGGCGAGGUCGAGAUAGAAAGCCAGCGUGAUCGGACGGGGUCGACAGCGGGGGAGAAUGAACAUGGCACAACAGAAAUGAAGUCCCAGUAUCAGAAGGAUUUCCCCCCUCCAUCCUCCUGCCGCAGGAGGCGAACACCUGCCCACCCACAGCCAGACAACAUCGGCAUCAACCCUGCCUUCGGGUUCGAGUUCUGCACAGUCCAGAGAGAAACUUACCCUGGGUGGCCCGUCAUGAAUCCCAGGUGUGCUGGCCGGCUGAGAACGGCCUCGUCCAGACAACCGCACAUGACGUCUGAGUGAUACUCCAAACCAAAUCAGCAUGUGCUCCUCCCAGCAAAACAAGUGUGUGACUGUUGACUCUUGUAACAUGGCUCACCUUUAGCUCAUAAAUAAA